Messenger RNA from Colletotrichum higginsianum IMI 349063, 3651 nucleotides. RefSeq names its product Hst3 protein. Gene Ontology annotation, molecular function: NAD+ binding. Lineage: Eukaryota; Fungi; Ascomycota; Sordariomycetes; Glomerellales; Glomerellaceae. The record is from RefSeq and is a predicted model, not a curated record. Bases 1 to 3651 code for a protein of 1216 amino acids. The transcript has 2 exons.
AUGCCCACCACCCAGGUCACCCCCGCCGAGGAUGCUCUUCUGCAAGGGAUCGCCGACUCGCUUUUCAAAGCCCGCAAGGUCGUCGUCAUUACCGGCGCCGGCAUCAGCACCAACUCCGGGAUUCCCGACUUCCGAAGCGAAAAUGGAUUGUACUCUCUGAUCCAAGCCCAAUUCGACAACGCGACCCGGGAGGAUGUUCUGGAAUCGAGUCGCGCCACAUCGUUCGAUGCGAGCCGUGACGAACGAGAACCACCCACCAAGCGGCGAAGACUGUCUUUCGAGGAUUCGGGCAUCUGCCUCAGCGACGACUCGCAAGCUACCGAAGACCAAGAAGUGCUUAGUAGCUCGGAGGAGGACAAGAGUCGACUGUCCAAUGGGUCAGACACGCCAGCGUCCAGCUUGACCGCAACCAGGGCGAAGGGUCCAGUGACGAGAGCGAGGUCACGAGAAUUGACAGCCGACGACGGCGCCACCACAAGUGAGGAUUCCAGGGCUAGGAGGGGUCAUGGCACCAAAUGCAAUGAGGCUAUAGCCGGAUCAACUCGGUUGUCCACGAGAGCCGCAUCCUUACCCCCGGAUGAGAGCCCUCAAAGGCUCUCUUAUACGGCUGAGCAUCCAAGUCCAACUGGGACUCAAACCAACUCACUGCAAAAAGAAGAAAGCCCAGCCCGCCGCGUUCUGCGCACACGUGGGCGUUCUGCAAGCCCGGGGGCAAAACCAAGAGCCAACGCUUAUCAGGCACGCUCUGCCGUGUUGCGGAAGAGGUCUUUGCUAACACAUCCCUUGGUCAACGGACAAGAACCUGAACCCAAGGAACAGCCUCCAACCUCGGUACCUUUUGCGCCAGGACAAGCUUGUUCAAAAGUUUCACUCCAGCUGGAGGAAGUUGGUCGGGUCCUCAACCCAGCGGCCCCUGUCCCAGCCUCAACACUUCAGACCUCGGCCUACACCACACCGAAAACCACAAGGUUCUACUCCAGCUCGUCGCCCUUGUCGUCGCCUCCCAGCUUGUUCCUCCAAACAACACCAACCUUCAAGAUCAGCUCCUUUGCACAGUCGAAUCGCCAGCAACCAGUGCCAGCUUUCAGCUCGUCCCCAUUGUCUUCGCCUCCCCCCAUCCUCUUUGACCCCUUCGAGGAACCAACAUCGUCUUCAUCAACCAGACAGACCUCAAGUGUGGCCAGCAGCCUCGCCUCUUCGGAAACUGACGAAACCCCUCCGUCCUCUCAACCCAGCAAGUCAACUCUGCCCAACAUCAAAGGCAGGGAUCUAUUCGAUGCUUCAAUCUGGGCAGAUCCACUGCGGACAUCGGUUUUCUACACAUUCGCCACAACCCUUCGGCAGAAAGUGAAGUGUGUUGAGCCGACCGAAUCGCACCAUUUCAUUGGUCACCUCCGCAACCGUGGAAAGUUGGUUCGGUGCUAUACGCAGAACAUUGACCAGAUCGAAGAGAAGGUCGGGUUAUCGACGUCACUUCAAGAAGGACCGGGACACAGGGGUCGCUUUUCAAGGAAAUCCGUUGGAGCGGUACUGGCUAUCUCGGCAUUGGCAAACACCUCAGCCAGCAGCGAGCUGGCCACAGCAGGACCAGAGCGGGAAGAAAAGAGAGGUAAUGUCGAAACCGAAGGGACUGGUAGUGCCGAGGGCGCUGAAUCGACCGACGCCACCCCCUUCGCCGAGUCUCAAAGUCAACAGCGAUCUGAUCGGAAGUCCAACGGCGUGGAGUGUGUCUUCCUACACGGAUCUCUGGAGUCUCUGCGGUGUUUUCUGUGCGGUAAGAUCUGUGCUUGGGAUGAAGGAGGGAGAGCACACGAAACUCUCUCUGGACGACAGCCCGAAUGCCCAUACUGCGCUGGAGCGACCGCUGCCCGACAGGAAAGGGGCAAGAGAGCUCUGGGUGUCGGCAAGCUGAGACCGGAUAUUGUACUCUACGGCGAAGAGCACCCAAACGCCCAUCUCAUCUCCCCCAUCAUCACCCAUGAUCUCGGGCUUUCGCCUGAUCUACUUCUCAUUCUCGGCACCUCUUUGAAGGUUCACGGUCUCAAAGUUCUUGUCAGGGAGUUCGCCAAGACCAUUCACAGCAGAGGCGGUAAAGUGGUGUUUGUGAACUACACAAAGCCUCCGGAGAGUUCAUGGGGAGAUAUCAUCGACUACUGGGUCCAGUGGGACUGUGACGCCUGGGUAUCCAACCUGAAGGAGAGGAUACCUCUGCUUUGGCUACCGCCAGGCACGAAAUUGUCCAAGAAGAAGAAGGAAAGCAGCGACAAACCAAAGAAGCGGCAGAACACCGCCGAACAAGGAUCGAAGCCUAAGUCGGAGUCAUCAAAGUCGGGCGAGCAUGCCCCUAAACUAUCGCAACCGGAAGCGGCUGUGAGGUCUGAACCUCCAGCCGAGAAGCCUGAGCCUCCAGCCGAGAAGUCUGAACUUCCUGCCGAGAAACCUGAACCUCCAGCCGAGAAGUCUAAACCUCCAGCUGAAAAGUCUGAGCUUACAGCCGCGAAGCCGGAACCCCCGACUGUGAAGCCCGAGAAGUCCCCUAACAACGUGACGCCCGAAGCGCCAAUUCGAACCCCGCUUCCCCAGGCGAUACCCAGCCCAGAGGAGGUAGUCGAGCCACCCAAGGUUGUUGAUGUUGGAUACGAGAAGCCAGUGGUGGGAAGUGAAGAGACCCCGAAGGUUGCCGCCGCCAAGAUUGUUAAUCCUGGACACGGUAAGCCAGCGAAGCAAAGGGAAAAGGGCCCGAAGGCCCCGAAGACCGCUGUCCCCAAAACUACACCCCGUCGGCCCAUGGCCGUUCGUGAUGACACGACCAAUGCCGUGUACCUCGUGUUCAAGGUCAUGGCCGAGCUUCGCCGAAUCACUGACAACAAGCCGGUGCCGCCGUCGUCCUCUCCUGUGAGCCUCCGAACCGAGAAGCCGAAGCCCCGACGAAAAAAGAAGUCUGCGCAGGCUGUUCUAUCACAGACGUCCGAGUCCAGCCCUCAGCAACACCCUGUCACAACUUUACACUUGGGGCCGACUACGUCUACGGUGGAGCAAGAGGUCCCGCAGUUAGAAGCGAGACGGAACACGAGAGUCGUUGCGGAGGACGUUACCAUGUCGGGAACCGCUGAGAGCUCCAUCCUAGCGGCAGUCAAGGUUAACCCCCGGACGCGGAAACGGAAGAAGAUUGACGGCGAGGAGGUGUUUGUGCCGGGUAUGCCGCGGCCCACCCUCGCCGUCAAAACGUUGCUAUGUACGACGCCACAGAAAGUAAAGAGGCCGUCCGCCAAGAGCAAGGCGGCCCUCGUCUCGCGCGCCUCGCCGCCCGAGACUCUCUCCGACAUGCAGCGAGCACCCAUGGAGUCGUUGACGUUGGCCCCUUUAAGAACGACCGGGGCAUCUGUCUCGACGCCGUUGAAGCUCCAGCCUUUGGAGCCUGUCCCUUCUCCUCCAACAGGUCCACUUUCAGUCAUGUCGCCCAACUCGCGGGCUAGGCUUGGCCCAAGGGUGGGUGAUCCAUUCUUCCGGUCGGAUUGUGUCGUUCAUGAACUGGUUAAGGCGUCUGGCUGGACCCAGCCUCGGAGUCUUGGGUUCAUGCCACUGAUGAGCUCGCAGUUCAACAAGGAGACAGACGCGAUCAUGGCGUUGCAGGGGCUGAAGGAGGGAUGA